UGUCUCUCGCGACGACGACCGCGAUACGUGCCUAAAUCGCUGCGGUUCACAUUCGGUAACGUAGAGCCGACUCGCAGCAAGCACGCAGCGAGAACUGCGACAGCGCCGACGAUACUUAGCACCGCUCAGGAGACCCUUGCACAUUGCAUUGUGCGAGCACUUGAGGACCGCAGCGCGAGACUCAGCCGUCGUCAGCGCACGCACAACACGCCAGUCGCACGCCAACAGCACCAGUCGCCGCCAGCGCCGCGCGCACACGCAUAAGGAAGUCGCCGCGGUCACACUCGCACGAUGAACUUCUCGGAACAGGAGUGGAAGGCCGCCCAGAGCCAGAUGGCCGACGCCGACCCCGAACAACUGAAGGCGCAGGCGCGCAUGAUGAAGAACAUGGACAAGAAUACCGUAAGACGGAUGAACCCGCAGUUCGCCAAUAUGUCCGACCAAGAAUUAGACAUGAUGGCGACGCAGAUGGAGAUGAUGGUGGCGACCUGUGUGGAAAUCAACCAGUGUGUCGGGUGGUCCGUCGAGCGGUGAACGCGCCGUAAAGUUUUGAUUUCCACACAGGCCUCGAAUCCACAAAUGAUGAAGAGCGCGAUGCAGAUGAUGGGCGGCAUGGACCAUAAAGAAGCGACGCGCAAAGUCAAUCAAGCUAGGAGUGGCAUGGCCAAGCCUACGAUGGCUGGCGGCUAUAGAAAAGGUGAUAGAGUUGAAUUGCAUUCGCUGAAGGGCGCGGCCGAGCACAACGGCAAGCAGGGUACGGUCGUCGGUCCCCAGGGUGAAAGAGUCAAGGUACUGUUAGAUGACUCCGAGUCCAAGACGCUAGCCCUCAAAGUAACGAAUCUAACAAAACUUGAGACGACAGAGGAACCCGUAGCCUUGCCCGACGCGACGACGAUGCGCAAGGGCAUGGAGGCCAUGAGCCAGGCCGACCCGGAACAACUGAAGGCCCAAGCGGCGGCGAUGCGGAACAUGGACCCGGAUACCAUUCGUAAAAUGAACCCGGCCAUGGCCAACCUGUCCGACGAAGCGAUAAAAGCCAGUGCGGACCAGAUGGAGGCCAUGGCGGCCAACCCCGAGAUGAUCAAGAUGGCCCAGCAACAACUCGCGGGCAUGUCGCCGGAAGCGCUGGAAGAACAGAUGCGCAUGGUCUCGCAGAUGUCGCCCGACCAACAGGCUAAACUCCAAAAUGCCGCGAAGAAGAUGGCCGCAAACGGGGACAUGGAGCAGCUCGCCAAGGACAUGGCCGCGGGGAAACCGCCGGACGCGGAGGCCGCGUCGAAGAUGAUGGAAGCCCUCGACGAGGACGCCGUGCAAGAAAUGGUCGGCGCGAUGAAGCAGAACCCGACCAUGAUCAAGGAGAUGAUGAAGUCGUCUCCCAUGGCCGCGAACUUGACCGAGGAGCAGUUGGAUCAGCAGGUGCAAGCCUUGCAGAACAUCGACGACGAGACGCUCAAAAAAUUCGUCGGGGUCGCGAAGAAGAUUCAUGGGAUUUUCAAGCCGUUUAUUCUUGGGUAUUCUCGGUUGAAUCGGCUGUGUGGUGGUCGGUUGCUCCAGGUGCUGGGGGUCGCGGCGGUGGCGUUAUUUGUUCGUUCUAUUGCGAGGCGGUUCUCUGGAGGUGAGGAGGCGCCGGAUGGCUUGGACGCGCUCAAGGAGGCGGCAGAGACGGUCGUGGCGGCCGCAGUCACGGAGGAGGACGAGUUCGCGGUCGAGGGGGAGUUAUAGUUGUUUCAAUUUACUACUUGUGCGUGGC
Molecule: messenger RNA, 1750 nt
Organism: Pelagomonas calceolata
Lineage: Eukaryota; Pelagophyceae; Pelagomonadales; Pelagomonadaceae
Source: the annotation of a GenBank genome assembly